This is a messenger RNA of Rosa rugosa (rugosa rose), 2564 nucleotides long. Its product is annotated as leucine-rich repeat extensin-like protein 4. The transcript has a single exon. The record is from RefSeq and is a predicted model, not a curated record. Gene Ontology annotation, molecular function: protein binding. NCBI's taxonomy places the organism in Eukaryota, Viridiplantae, Streptophyta, Magnoliopsida, Rosales, Rosaceae. The coding region runs from base 89 to 2452 and encodes 787 amino acids.
CGUAUUUAUAAACAGAGAGCUAGCUAGCAUGGGGAGAUGAGAGCAUGUGAAUCUCUGCCAUUUCAUUUGCUGAAUUGCGCCACCACCAAUGUCUCGUCUGUCUUUCUUGCUCCUCCUCCUCCUCCUCCUCCUCCUCAACCUCCACAUCUGCUACGCUGCUGCUGCUGAUGACUCACUCAAAUUUGAGAACCCAAGGCUUGCCAAGGCUUACACCGCCCUCCAAGCCUGGAAGUCUGCCAUCUUCUCGGACCCAUUCAACUUCACCUCGAACUGGAACGGGUCGGACGUGUGCUCCUACAUGGGAGUCUUCUGCACCGCCCUCCCCUCAAUCGGGCGUGUUGUCGCCGGCAUUGACCUCAACCACGCUGACAUUGCCGGCUACCUGCCUCCAGAGUUAGGCCUCCUCUCCGACCUCGCUCUCUUCCACAUCAACUCCAACCGCUUCUGCGGCGUCGUCCCCACAAGCUUUCGGCGACUAAAGCUGCUCCAUGAGCUGGAUCUCAGCAACAACCGCUUUGUGGGGAACUUCCCCAAAGUGGUGCUCUCCUUGCCUUCCCUCAAGUACUUGGAUCUCCGUUUUAACGAGUUCGAAGGCUCCGUUCCUUCCCAGCUCUUCGACAAGGAUCUCGAUGCCAUUUUCCUCAACGACAACAGGUUCCACUUCGGCAUCCCUCAGAAUCUCGGAAACUCGCCGGUUUCGGUGCUGGUGUUGGCCAACAAUAAUCUUGGGGGUUGCAUUCCAGGUAGCAUCGGUAACAUGUGGAAGACGCUCAACGAGAUCAUUCUGUUGAAUGACAAUCUCACCGGCUGCUUGCCUCCCCAGAUUGGCCGCCUACGCAAUCUCACCGUCUUUGAUGUGAGCUUCAACCAGCUUCAAGGCCCUCUGCCCUCCGCCUCCAUAGCCAAAAUGAAGAGCUUGGAGGAGCUGGACGUCGCCCAUAACAGAUUCACCGGUGUAAUACCAGCCAGCAUUUGCCAAUUGCCAGCCUUGCACAACUUCACCUAUUCCUUCAACUACUUCACCGGAGAGGCUCCUGCUUGCACUGCAACUCCUGUCUCUCAUAAUGGUAGCAAGAACUGCAUUCCUGGCAAGUUGGAUCAAAGAUCUACAAGGGAAUGUGCUUCCCCAGCUGCACGUCCCGUGGACUGCAGCAAGCUCAAAUGCGGAGGUGGCGGUGGCCGCGGCGGGUCUGUCACAAAGCCGCGCCCUCCUCGGGCUUCAACACCUCCAUCGCAAAGAAUUCCUGUUCCUAAAGUUGCUCCUCCUCCACCCCCUCCGACUUCAAAGUCAUCGCCUUCCACUAGAUCACAUCCUCCACCGCCAAUAUCAACACCAACAUCACCCCCGCCUUCUUCACCUUCACCGACCAAGUCAAAGCCGCCUUCACCUCCUCCACCACCUACUGAAAAAGUAUCACCCAGGACUCAUCUUCAUGUUCCUCCACCCCCACCGACCCAAAAGGUAUCACCAAGUACCCAUCUAGCUCCACCUCCCCCCAGUUCGACCCAUUUCAACUAUUCGUCCCCACCACUGUUACCAGUACCUGCACCAGCUGUACCACCGGUUUACCAUGCCUCCCCGCCUGAUCAUCACUCUCAUAUAGUGCCUCCAUCAUUCCCGUCACCAUCACCACCACCACCAAGUUAUCAUUCUUAUGCUUCACCACCACCGCCGCCGCCUCCACAACAGUCUGUUGAGAUUCCAACUCCUGCCCCACCAUCACCACAACACUACUACUCACCUCAUGUCCCACCAACAGAAGCUCCAAGCUACCAACAUUCUUACAGUUCACCACCUCCACCCCCGUCACCGCCUCCGCCACAGUACUCUUCCCAUGUCCCAUCUCCAAACUAUCAUCAUAGUCCGGGUUACACUUCACCUCCUCCACCUCCGCCCCCGGCCAAUGAACAUUAUACAAAAGCACCACCACCUUGGCACACUCCCGAGCAUUAUUCCCCACCCAAAACAGCUGAUAGUCCACCUCCGCCCCCGGCCAAGGAACAUUAUACAAAAGCUCCACCACCUUAUUGGCACACUCCCGAGCAUCAUUCGCCACCCAAAACAGCUGCUAGUCCACCUCCGCCCCCGACCAAUGAGCAUUAUACAAAUGCACCACCACCUUGGCACACGCCCGAGCAUUAUUCACCACCCAAAACAGUUGCAAGUCCACCUCCCCCUCCCCCAUCAGCUCCUAUUUCACCGACCGAGCCAUCACCUUCCCAUCCUCUGCCGCCCAUAGGCUGUAUCAUUCCAGCACCAAUUCUGCCACCUCCACCAAGCCAUCACCACUCACCUCCUCAACAAUGGCAUCAUCCACCACCACCGUCAUCGUCGCAUCAACAACCUCCUCCACAUGGUGAGCCCCCCAAGUUUGGUAACAACCCUCCGCUUCCACCAGUGAUUGGAGUCUCAUAUGCAUCUCCUCCUCCUCCUGCAAUUCCUUACUACUAAUUCCAUCAAUAUUGCUUAUUUUCUAUUUGACAUAUAUUAUUUAUAUAAGAAAAGAAUCACACUUCUUUUGCUGCAAAUUUAAAUGAUCGAGUAGAAAUUGAGAUUCAGCUCC